CAACAACAGGAAAGUGACAAAGUAAUAAUCGCCUACAGUUGAAAUACAAAGAAAUGCUAGACGACAUAUUGCUAAAAUAUUUCUAUUUUCAUAAGUAAUUAAAAUCCAUCUUGUGGAGAGUGGUUGUGGCAUGAGAUGAUCUGCUAUACUCUGCUGCUGCAGGUGUAAUGAUGUUUUAAGAGGCACAUUAUCUUCUGUACAUUUGAUGAGGUUUAUAAAGCUAAAAUGAGUGGGGACAUGGACUCAGCAAUUGAACUGGAUGCUUUAAGUUUAAACAAGUCAAAUAGACCUGCUUCACCGGGACAGAGUCAAUGGUCUCCUCUGUUAAAAUGUAAAGAGGGAAAUCUUCAACACAGGUUGGCGCAGCGUGAGGACUCUGUUUUCUCUGUGCCUAGUGGUGUGUCAAUGAAAAGUGAUCAGUCGAUGGGGCUUCCUAUUUAUCUCAACAAGGAAACAACCUGUACAGAACUAAAUCUACAGGCAAAUGCAGAUGCCAAAUCCUCAUUGCAGAAGGUGCCAGUGAAAAUAAAUUCCUCAAUGAAAGAACCCAUCCAAAUAGCACAUUCUCCUGAUGAUUUAAGUCUACAGGCAAAUGCAGAUGCCAAAUCCUCAUUGCAGAAGGUGCCAGUGAAAAUAAAUUCCUCAAUGAAAGAACCCAUCCAAAUAGCACAUUCUCCUGAUGAUUUAAGUUUGUCUUUCAGAGUUCAGAAGAAGGAAUCAAUAUCAAACUUUUUAAAUGUGGAUCUGAUCUGGACUCUUCAGUAUAAAAGAGCAUUGAGAGACAGGUAUCAAUGUAUAUUUGAGGGAAGUGAAGAGCACAGCACCCCCUCUCUUCUCAACAACAUCUACACUGAGCUCUACAUAACUGACAGUGGAGGCAGUGAGCACAACAGUGAACAUGAAAUCAGCCAGAUCGAGACAGCAUCUAAACAUCUGACCACAUGGGACACACCAAUCAAAGCUAACGAUAUCUUCAGAGCAUUUCCUGGGUCUACCAAACAAAUCCAAACUGUGCUAACCAAGGGAAUCGCUGGCAUUGGGAAAACGGUGUCAGUGCAGAAGUUCACCCUGGACUGGGCUGAGGACAAAGCCAAUCUAGACCUCCACAUGAUAUUCCCACUUCCUUUUAGGGAGCUGAAUGGAUUUAAAGGAGGGAAAUGUAGCCUUGUAUACAUUCUUCAGCACUUCUUUGAUCAGAGGAUAGACACAAAAGUGUUAAAUUCCAGCAAAUACAAGAUCGCCUUCAUCUUAGAUGGACUCGAUGAAUGUCGGUUUCCUCUAGAUUUCCAGAACAACAAGACCUGCUCCAGUGUGACCGAAGCAGUCUCGAUUGGUAUCUUACUAACAAACCUUAUCUGCAAGAACCUGCUUCCGUCUGCUCAGAUAUGGAUAACCUCUCGGCCAGCUGCAGCCAGUCAAAUCACUCCUGCUUUAAUUGACCGGGUGACUGAGGUACGAGGUUUCAAUGACCCUCAGAAGGAAGAGUUCUUCACCAAACAAAUAAGUGAUCCAGACUUGUCCUGCAGGAUUAUCUCACACUUGAAGUCAUCAAGGAUCCUUUACAUCAUGUGCCACAUCCCAGUGUUCUGUUGGAUUUCAGCGACAGUUCUUGAAAAGAUGUUUCGUGAGUAUGAAGGUGAAGAGAUUCCCAAGACUUUAACGCAAAUGUAUGCACACUUCUUGACUUUUCAGCUCAAGCAAAGGAGUCACAAAUACAAUGAGAAUUACAAAGCAGGUUUGAACAGGGACAGCCAAAGCACAUUGUUGCUUGGAAAACUAGCAUUUCAACAACUUGAAAAUGGUAACUUAUUGUUCUAUGAGGACGAUUUGAAGGACUGUGGCAUUGACCUAAAUGUUGCAUCUGUGUAUUCGGGAGUUUGCACCCAGAUCUUCAGAGAAGAAGCAGGUCUACACCAAGACAGGGUCUUUAGCUUUGUUCAUGCGAGUAUCCAGGAGUUCUUGGCUGCAUUUUAUGUCUUCUUCACAUUCGUCAACAGCCAGCGAAAUGUCCUCUGUCAAACAACAAAUGCAAAAAUUGCGAGUGCUUUCAAAAAACCUUCAAUGUAUGAGUUUCUGAUGUGUGCUGUGGAUAAGGCCCUAGCAAGUGACAAUGGACAUUUGGACCUUUUCCUCCGUUUCUUACUGGGACUCUCACUUAAGUCGAAUCAGACACUUCUUGAAGAACUGCAGACGGAGAUGUGGAGUGAUCCAGAGUCAACCAUAAAAAUUCUUCAGUAUAUCAAGGGAAAUAUCAGGGACCACACUUCAGCAGAGAAGGCAAUAAGUCUUUUUCACUGCCUCAGUGAGCUGAAAGAUGAUUCUCUGGUUGAGGAAGUGCAGCUCUUCUUAAGUGCAAAUGGUUUAAGCAGUGGAAAACUGUCUCCUUCCCACUGCUCUGCUUUGGCUUAUAUAUUGCUGACAUCUGCUGAAGAAUUGGACGUGUUCAACUUGACAGAAUUCAUUCAUCCAAGCAUGACUUCAAAUGAGGGAUUGUUGAGACUCCUGCCAGUAAUCAAAGUAUCCAGAUCAGCUAUGUUGAGAUCUUGUAACAUGACAGAGAAAAGCUGCGCAGGACUGACCUCUGUUCUCAGCUCAAGCCUCUCAUGUCUGAGAGAACUGGAUUUAAGUUACAACAAUCUUCAGGAUUCUGGAAUACACCAUCUUGCUGUUGGACUGGGGAAUCCUCAGUGUAAACUUGAGACUCUAAGACUUUUCUAUUGUAACAUUGGUGAAGACGGCUGUAUUUCUUUGGCCUCGGCUCUGAGAUCAAACCCCUCUCACUUAAGAGAGCUUGAUUUAACACACAACAAGCCUCACGAUACAAGUGUGAAAAUGCUUUCUGAUGUGCUGACAGGCACAAACUGUAAAGUGGAAAAACUCAGUUUGAUGGCUUGUGAACUGACCAGGAAAAGCUGUUCAGCUCUAGCCCAAACUCUUCAAUCAUCCUUUACAAGCCUGAAACAUCUGGACUUGAGUUCAAAUGAUUUUAAAGAUUCAGGAGUGGAACUGCUCAGUGCAGGUCUGAAGAACCCUUGCUGUAGACUUGAGAGACUGAGCCUUUCAGACUGUGGAAUGACAGCUGCAGGAUGUGCGAUAUUGUCAACUGCUUUGAAGUCAAACCCAUCACACCUGAGAUCACUGGACCUCAGCAUUAAUUACCUCACAGAUGCAGGAGUCACACAUCUGCUCCCUGUGUUGGAAGAUCCUUGUGUUAAUCUAGAGAGAUUAUGGCUGAAUAACUGCAGUAUCACACAUAAAAGUUGCCAGGUGAUUGGUUAUGCAAACAAAUCCAAACGCUCAAAUCUGAGAGAGUUGAACCUAAAUACUAAUGACAUACUGGACUUGGGUUUGAAGCAGCUUUUAGUGGGAAUUUGUAAUCUCCUGUCAGAACUGCAGUCAUUGAGUUUAACAUACUGUGGGUUUACAGCACAGGCAUGUGCUGUUGUGUCAUCAGCUCUGAGCUCUAACCAAUCACAAUUGAGAUCACUGGAUCUGAGAGGAAAUAAAUUGACAGAUUCAGGAGCUGAGCAGCUCUCACAUUUGCUGCUGGAUCCAAAUUGUAAACUAGAAAAACUGGAAUUGUAUCCACUCAUCAACUGUGAUGAUUAGGACGACUAAUGAAAGUGUUGUGAAGAGUAAAACAUGGACUUAAGAAGAAAUUGAGAAGUUUUAUUCUACCAGUUACACCAAGCAGACCUGAAAGAGAACUAAAUGCUGGUGUCAGCGAGACAUCAUUUCUUAUUGUUUUUAUCAUCUAAAUUAUUUACACCAACAAGGAAGUGAACUCACAGAAACUGCAUCUUGAAACGUGGCCUGGAACGUGUCAUCAUGGGAUUUGUGUCGUAUGUGCGUGACAUGAAUCAGGUGAAAGAUCUUGUCAAAGUUCAUAGUUCUUGAGCGUGAACAAAUAUGUCAUUUGUGAGCUGUUUGGAAUUCAGAUGAACAGGUGAGUUAAGAAGAAUGGCAGGUUUGCUGAGUCUGUUGUUUUAUGUAGCUGCUGAUGAUAAAUACACAUCUAUCUAUCUAUCUAUCUAUCUAUCUAUCUAUCUAUCUAUCUAUCUAUCUAUCUAUCUAUCUAUCUAUCUAUCUAUCUAUCUAUCUAUCUAUCUAUCUAUCUAUCUAUCUAUCUAUCUGUCUGUCUGUCUGUCUGUCUGUCUGUCUGUCUGUCUGUCUGUCAUCAGUUGGAUGGUAAUUUUGAAACAUAUGUAUAAAAUCAUGAGCGCUCACAUGAGAUGAGGACUCCAGUCACAUCAGUAACCUUAUAAAAGAUGUUUUAUUCUACAUGGGGUUCCUCAUGGGGGCUGCCAUUUUAGAAUCACAUGACCAGCUGAAUACUACUUGCUUACUGUAAUCUCUGUAACAGUCUUGUUAUUGGACACUUUCACUCUUGGAUUAAAUGAAUAAUGGCUGAUUGUGAAUAAUUAAUUUCUACAAUGGCAUCUGUAACUGAAAACAUUUGAUUUGGAAUGAUGCUGCAUCCACACCACCAGAUGUCACUGUAAGUUACUGAGUGCAUUUCUAAAAUUGCCCAAGGAUUCAAACUUCAAUAUACUUUUUUAUAACAUUGAAACUGUUCUAAACUUUUUCAGGCUAAGCUUUGUCAAGCCAGCAUCAAAAUUGUCUUUGUAUUUAAGGCUUUGUCUUUGUUACUUUUCUUUACUAGUUUUAUUAAUGUGUGUCAUUGCAUAUAUUGUUUUAUUUAUUGUAUCAUCAAACGGCCAAUUAUGGUCAAUAUAGUCUGUGAAGUGACGUAUUUUAUGGUUGCAGUGUCUCUAGUUUGUUACUGUAAAAUAAUAUCAGAGCAUUAAUAAUGCUGUGAUUCUCAGUGUGUACAGUAGGGGGCCGUACAGUCUCUCUUUAGUAGCAAGUCUUGAUGGCAAAUGUAUUCAUGUUUUAUUUAUAUGAUUCAAGAUGUAUGUCAUACCUGAUGUCUCUGUAAGUUAAAAUAACAAUUUGUUCUCACAUGUUCUCUGUUAUUUUAGUGAAUUAAAACACAAGU
Xyrauchen texanus (razorback sucker) is the source of this 4999-nucleotide messenger RNA. RefSeq names its product NACHT, LRR and PYD domains-containing protein 3-like. The record is from RefSeq and is a predicted model, not a curated record. Bases 226 to 3609 code for a protein of 1127 amino acids. The transcript has 15 exons. Gene Ontology annotation, molecular function: protein binding. NCBI's taxonomy places the organism in Eukaryota, Metazoa, Chordata, Actinopteri, Cypriniformes, Catostomidae.